GAGUACAUUUCUGGCAAUUGUUAAUUUUUCAAGGGCGUGUAUUUCUUCUUUUGAACUCCAAACCCGGGGCUAAAGCCCUCCCAAAACCCCAUUCUCUCUCUCAUGGCUCGAGUGUUCCGCCCCAUACGAAGAGCAUUCCUCUCGCUACCAUCUACUUCAGAAACCUUACUAGGUCAGAAUUUGCUAAACCCCUAUCUCAAUACUCAAAACCUCAUUCUCCACACACUCUGUCAAAAUCGAUCUUACAUCGCUGAGAUGCGCAAAUCGGCCUUCGAAGGCAACAUCCUCAGACUCAUCCGUAAUGAGAUCGAGUUUGAGCUCGAACGGUCCUCUCCCAAACAGCCUGUUAGUGAAUUCAAUUGCUAUGCGGUUGAUGACCGACCUGGAGAGCAGUGGAUUAGAUUGAAAAGAAAUUUUGGAGAUGAGGAAAAGAUUAAAAUUGAAGUCACCAUGUUUGAUGGCUCUGUUCCUGCUCCAAAAUCAGGCCAAGGUGCCAUAGAGGAAGAAGUGCAGCUGCAUAUCACCUUUAUUGUUGAUAUAUGCAAGGGAGAUGGUGGUGAUGUCAUGGAAUUCAUGUGCUCGGCUUGGCCAGAUAGCAUAGAGAUUCAAAAAGUUUUCAUGCAUGGACACAAUCAGAUGCCAACUCAGCCUUACAUGGGCCCAAAAUUCAAGGAAUUGGAUGAUGAACUGCAAGAUGCACUGUAUGACUUUUUGGAAACAAGGGGCAUUAAUGAUGAUCUUGCUGUUUUCUUGCAUGAAUACAUGAAAAAUAAAGAUAAAACUGAGUUUAUUCGAUGGUUGGGAAAUGUCAAGUCUUAUAUAGAAAAGAAUUAGGGAAGUUGUUUUAAUGCGUCAGAUUGUGCCAACUGUUGGACUCUGUGCAUUGACUGAUGGAGACAUAGUGCAAUAUGCAAUUUUUGGCUCUCUGCACGUUUCAUUCUCUGUAUGGGAAGAAAUUUGAGUAAAUUAAUGUUAAAUGUAGAUGAAAAUGGAAAUGCAUUUAGAAGUUCCAUUUAAUGCCAUUGAAAUCACCUGAAACUCUUGGUAGUGUCAUAUGUGGUUUCAGACUUAUUUGAUAUGUAGAACUAUCUUUAUAUCCGGUUGCAAA
Malania oleifera is the source of this 1108-nucleotide messenger RNA. RefSeq lists its product as uncharacterized. NCBI's taxonomy places the organism in Eukaryota, Viridiplantae, Streptophyta, Magnoliopsida, Santalales, Ximeniaceae. The record is from RefSeq and is a predicted model, not a curated record. The transcript has 3 exons. Gene Ontology annotation, cellular component: mitochondrial matrix. The coding region runs from base 103 to 834 and encodes 243 amino acids.